This is a messenger RNA of Pisolithus orientalis, 2161 nucleotides long. Its product is annotated as Phophatidylserine decarboxylase-domain-containing protein. The coding region runs from base 499 to 1932 and encodes 477 amino acids. The record is from RefSeq and is a predicted model, not a curated record. Lineage: Eukaryota; Fungi; Basidiomycota; Agaricomycetes; Boletales; Pisolithaceae. Gene Ontology annotation, cellular component: mitochondrion. The transcript has 2 exons. Gene Ontology annotation, biological process: phosphatidylethanolamine biosynthetic process. Gene Ontology annotation, molecular function: phosphatidylserine decarboxylase activity.
CCAACCUGUACCAGAGGCUCAUGCCGGAGCAGAGUUACCCCUUGUUUAUUGAAGGGUAGCUUGUUCACAUAGGCGAUUAUCUGCCUGAGCAUCAGUGAUGCCAACCUGUUGGACGAUCCACUCGCGAAUAUGGCUACCUCGGCUCGCAGGGAAUUCUAUUUCGGCGUUCCAAGUAUUCCGUUUGGAAGGCUACACCCACAAUGGUCACCAUCCUUCUUUGGUCGCGCAUCAAUAAGUGUAGCCAAUCGCAUCCAUGCUUGUGCAGGGUUGACCGAUGUCCCUAUGACUCGGAAGCAAAGUUGCGAUCUUAUUAUUCAGGACAACCUUCCCGAUAUGUUUAUAGCUGGAUGGACCGGAUAAAAGGGCUUAAGUUUGACGUUCACUCCUCAGACUUUCGUCUCUGCAACUUUCGUUCCCCAUCUCGACAGCCGUAUUCGUAAGCUCUUUUCCACACGCAGUUCCGUCUCACCUUCGUACUGACUGCAGCCAGCAUUGAUCAUGCCCGAAACCACUGUCUGUAGGUGGCUGCCCGAAGACCCGGCAGCCAUUGAAGAAUACGUGCACGACUUGCUCUACGUCAGUCGCCUCAUUCAUGGACGUCACCCUGAUACCUUUGAACCAUUUGCGGAGGUAGGAGAAGAGCUGGAGAUGGCAGUUGGCAGAAUCAAUGUGGGCUUCGAGCUAAGCCGUGUACGACACUGUUAUUACUUUGAUGUCGGCGAGGAAGAAGUCUACCGCGUCCGCACGCUGCACCCCAUAGUGCAGGAGUUCAAGGAUUUCAUCGAGAAAGACGGUGCUGCCUACGCUGCUUUCAAUAAGAUGUUUGAACAAGCUGGGCCGCCUCAGAAUGACCAGCAAAGAAGGGUAAGAAACUACGUGGAGUUGAUGGAGGCUAUCGACACCAACCUUGCAAUCGCGCCUACAUAUCGUCCGGGCCCAAGCGCGAUGGUUGCUGGCGUUCCCUUUUACGGUAUCAUUGCCCGUUUCUGUAACACCAAUGCUGGCUACGAAGCAUUCACCCAUCCCGAAGUCAAUAAGAGAUUCUACGGGGUGUUCACGGCGUGGCACGCUUAUCUUAUGUCGCCAGCGUCCGCCAGAGUAAUUCAUGCAGAAGAGGGCGGCUGGCUCAACACUGCGGCGCUCAGAGCCAUGGUCCAGAGCGCUGGAGGAAAUCCUGAGCAGGACACGUUUGAGAGCUUUUAUGUUUGUAAUACCACUGCCCCUCACUAUGGUUUCAAGUCCUAUGACGAGCUCUUCGUCAGGGAGUUACAUCUCCGGCACCGCGCCCCUGUUCUUCCUGAAAACCCAGCGAUCGUCAACUCUGCAUGCUCGUCUACUGUCGACAAGCUAUACAAUAACCUCCAGAAGACAGAUAAAUUCUGGAUCAAGAGGACCCCUUACUCACUCAGCCAUAUGCUUGCAGAUGAUUCGCUCACUGAUCAGUUCGUGGGUGGGACUCUGUUACAGGCUAUGCUUGGAUCUCUCGACUACCACCGCUGGCGCAGCCCUGUGAAAGGCACCGUCGUGAAGAUACGCCUCAUUUCGGGCGCGACUCACGCUAACCCGCAUCCAACCUACUACGCUGCUUGCUUGGAUAAUAACACAACGGAUCAGGACGUCGUUUCCCGUUCUCAGGACUUUGUCUCGAACAUAUCCACACGUGCAUUGAUCUUCAUCCAAGCUGAGGAGCCCGUUGGCCUAAUGUGCUUCGUGGGUGUUGGCUUGGGUGAGGUGUCUACCUGCAACAUGGUUGUUCGGCAGGGCCAGAGGCUCGAGAAAGGUGCUGAGUUGGGCCAGUUCCACUUCGGAGGAUCUACCCACUGCCUCAUCUUCCGACGUGGCGUGACUGUGACGCCGAUUGAUCAAGGUGGUAGACCCCUGGUAGGAUCGAAGGUGCGAGUUGGCAAAGAUAUCCUCACCGUAAGAAGGUAGAAUUGAAAAGAUGGUUUCGCCCGCAUGUGUCUCGUGUGUACGAUAGCAAAAUUAAAUCGGUGUCUUGAUGUGUUUGCAUGCAAUGUAACAUUUCAGGCUUUACGACGGCAGUGCCAUCUUUCAGCAUCUUACUCGACUUAGUAUAGGGUGCCAGCAAUGCGGGCGGUUGAAAGGAAAUGAAUCGGACCAGUCUCACUUCGAAGGAUCUUCCCGCUGCCUCAUCCUCCGC